CAGGAGUUGAUCAAGAUGACGAGUGUCAGUAGAGACGAAAAAUUCCAUGAAAAUGCCGCGCGAUCAAACGGCUCACGCGAAAAUCAGAAACCGCGCUGAAAGGACCCAACUGCAAACAGAACUCCAGAGGAUCGAGCGGGAAAAGCAGAACGCGAUGCGAAACCUGGACUUGGAAAAAAGACGGUUCCGAACCAAGUGCUCCAAAAUGCUCAUAUUCUCGAAGCCCAAAUCCAGAGAAGUAGGUGACGGAAGUCACGAAACAUUCCAAAAGAAAAGUGAUUCCUUCAUGGACCUCCACGACCUGGUGUUCACCAACGGCGAAGUCGACGCCGGGAAGGUGCUGUGCCUACAUGUGAUAUCGGCGCAUCGAGCGGAAACCCUGAUGCCUCCGAAGAAAAGGCUCUCCUACUUGUGCAAAGAGCAUUCCCCUACGGAGAGGAUCCUGGAGAAGUCUAGGAGCGGGUAUGCUAACAACGAGAAGUUAUCCAACUUGCUACCCCUGUACACCGUGGAGAUGGUGCACCUUGGCGCCAUGGGAGAGAACUCCAUUCCUCCAGUGAUAAACGAUGGAAGGCUAGCUGCAAGGAUCCUGAUCAACGAAAACAUCAGGCAGCUUAUUGGAACGGUGAUCAAAGCUUUAGAAACUUCCAACAAAGACAAACUUCGACAGCUGGUGCGUAUCGCACAUGAUCCAAGCGCUAUAAGAACCAUACUGGCAAGGAAGGACAUCCAGGAAUUCAUGACUUUCUUACAAACCCAGCCAAUCAUCAACAAUAGCGAAUCUUUCCUGCUGACUCCGCCCUUCAAAAUUAAGACGAGAGACCUCAAUUUCCGUUCAAUGGCAGGAAAUAAUCUGGAGAGCCUGAUAAAUAAUAUAAGGCAAAACGUUUUACAAAUACCCACGAGAAAACCCAUGAUAGAGGGUUCGGAAGACUUCACUACUAUCCUAGAACCUCAAGAGAUGCGUUCGAGUAGCGAAAGAAUUAGGCCAAUAACUAUGGCAAGCGGUCCAAGAGGUUCGCCUGGCCCUGAAGGGAAUGAUACUAACGAGAAGCAAUUUUCAAAAAAGCAACGGCAUCGGGGUCGGACGCUUACCAACUUCAUUGCCAAAAAUAUAAGAGAGGCUCCAAAUGUCAAGAAAAUUGAAUACGAUGAGGACGAAACAGAAGGAAAUAUUGGUAAAAGGUCAGCCACCAUUCUGCUAAAAUCCAAGGUUUCUCCGUCUCCCAUCAGCCAAUCAAAUUCUGUAGAAAACAACCCAACAGAUGAAAACCUAGUCGAGAUGAAAGUUUCCAUCAAACCGAGUUCUAGCAGUAAAAUAAAAAAAUCUGCCAUUAGCCAGGAUAGCCUGAAAUUUCGCGUCAAAAAAAUCCUAUGUCCCGCCUGCAAAGAGAAAUGGAGAACACCUUUACCGCCUCCAAAAACCCCGAGGGUGAAAAAGUCUAGUGUUCUGCCUCCUGAAAACCCCCUCAAAACUGACAGCAGGUUGAGAUUAAACGUGUUGAUAAAUCGUGAAAUUUACACACAAGAGAGGUACGAAAAAAGGUACCUCGCUAAAAAUAGUCCAAUUUCUAUUGGGAAAAUCAAAAAGGAUGUACCAUCUAGCUUUUCAGAUAUCAAGUUGAGUCCUUUGGACCUAGCCAGGAUCCAACAGGAGAUCAGAGUGAAGGAAACUCAUAAAAAGCUGGAAAAGUUUCUCUGCAUGUCAGUGUAAUUCAAAAUUACUUAUGUUUUCCUGUAGCCGGUUGGUAAUAUAUUAUGAAACUAA
Molecule: messenger RNA, 1768 nt
Organism: Leptinotarsa decemlineata (Colorado potato beetle)
Lineage: Eukaryota; Metazoa; Arthropoda; Insecta; Coleoptera; Chrysomelidae
Source: RefSeq, a predicted model, not a curated record